Molecule: messenger RNA, 2281 nt
Organism: Penaeus vannamei (Pacific white shrimp)
Lineage: Eukaryota; Metazoa; Arthropoda; Malacostraca; Decapoda; Penaeidae
Source: RefSeq, a predicted model, not a curated record
CAUUACUUCAUCAUGAACGUACAAACACACGCACGUGGCUGGCGAUAAAACCACGCAAGAGCCGAGAAAAGUUAAUCACAUUUGAUCGUACUGACGAGGAGAGAGGUCUUGAGUCCACCGCCGGAAAAAUGGCAGCCACGGUACAAGAGGAAAAAUUGCGGCAGAAGAUGAAGAGCUACUGGCAGGUGUACAGCCCUUCCCUUGAGUCCAUGAUGCUCUCCAACGACGCCAAGUACUUGGCUGAGAAUGAACAGAACGAAGUCAUGUCUUACCUGCCUCCUUAUCAGGGGAAAAGAGUCCUUGAACUUGGAGCGGGCAUUGGGCGAUUCACAGCGCGGCUGGCAACAGUGGCGGGUCACGUAACAGCUGUGGACUUCAUGCAAGAAUACAUCGACAAGAAUGAGCAUGAAAACAAGCACAUGGGGAACAUCAGCUUCAUGUGUGCCGAUGUCACAAAGUUGGAUUUUCCCGCUGGCAGCUUUGAUCUGGUGUUCAGCAACUGGCUCUUCAUGUACCUCGGCGACAAGGAGACGCAAGACGUGUUCGAGCGCUGCAUGAAGUGGCUUGUUCCCGGGGGACACUUUUUCGUGAGAGAAUCAUGCUACCAUCAGUCAGGAAAUGUGAAGAGGAACGAGAAUCCGACCUUGUACCGCACGCCCCUUGAAUACUGCCAUAUGCUACACUCUGCCACGGCCGGAGGCCAGGCUCUGUUCAAGAUCCUGCGCGGCAAAAGCAUCCUCACCUAUAUCCAUUAUCACGGCAACCCAAACCAGCUGUGCUUCUUGGCGCGGCGCGUGGACGGCGAGGAGUCAGACCAGCUGGCUCAGUUCCUGCAGAGGGAGUACUCUGUGGUGAACAUCCUGGGCAGAGAGAGGGCACAUGGGUACAUGUGGUGGUCUACAGGUGGAGAGACGACGAACAGGGACUUCUGCGCCCGCCUGAGCCUGCGUCCCGGCAUGCGGGUGCUGGACGUGGGCUGCGGCACCGGAGGGUCGGCCAUCUACAUGGCGCGGCACUACGGGGUCCACGUGCACGGGGUCGACCUCUCUACUAACAUGAUCCACAUCGCCAUCGAGCGCCAGGGGAAGUUGGAGGAACCUCUAAAGAAAAAGCUUCAGUUCGAAAUCAGCGACAUCCUCACCGUAGACUAUGAGCGGGAAUCUUACGACGUCAUCUACAGCCGCGACAGCAUCUUCCACAUCCCGGAGAAGCAAAAACUCUUUAGACACAUUUAUCGCUGGCUACGUCCCGGCGGCAUUUUCUUCUUCACCGACUUCUGCAGCGGUCCCGCCAUUCCCUCCAGGGAAUUCCUUGCGUACAUCGAUGGAGCCAAACGGUACUCCCUCGCCGGGAAGGACGUCUACGUGAAGGAGCUGGAAUCGGCAGGAUUCACUGACGUGACCUCCGAGGACCUCAAUGAGGACUUCAUGAAGAUAAGCAAAGCGGAGCUGAAGGCCUUCACAAGCGCACGCGAAGCUUUCAUUAGUGACUUCUCGGAGGAGGACUUCGCCGAGAUCUCGUCCACCCUCGCUAAUAAGAUUCAGUGGACCCAAGAGGGACAGCUCUCAUGGAGAGCAUUCAUGGCGAUAAAGAACUGAGAGGGAGGGCGAGGAACUCGUACAAAAGGAGAAAAGAAACAGUCAAGGAUGAGGAGAUAGCGGCAGUGUCUUUAAACUGCAGAAUGUCAUUCAACGGUGUUAUUUGACAUAGAAUUUGUGUUAUAUUUCAGUAUCUGUAAGAACUAGGUAUAGAUUAUUUAUUGUAACCUGUUUACUUUACAAUCGUUAACAGCUAUAUGGAUACAAAGAUAUUAUAAGAACCUUUCAACAAUAUCGGAAGAAAAAUAUCUAUGAGUGACCAACAUGUCAAGGCUGACAUAUUAUCAGUACUCGAUAACAGAGUUACUUCAUUGCUACAAAAGUUGAGGAAGGUAUGACCGACGGUGAAAGACGGAUGGUAACAAAGCCGGAAUUAGUUGUAAAGGUUCGCUUGGCUUCGCCGGAAGACCCUCAUUCCCGUGAGAGCUGAGAGCGUUUCAAUCAACGCAACUGAGUUAAGCCGAGGAUGCUGACGAGUGUGUAAAAAAGCAGUCCACAAUUCAUUUUCUAAAGGUCAUACGGUUUUUGUUAUUGUUAAUUAAGUAGGGAUUAAAAACUGAUUGUAUUGUGAAGAAUUACAGUCAUUUAUAAAUUAUGGAAAAAGCGAAACACUAGAAGAAUAUAAUUGUAGGGUUACUAUUCUUGUAGAAGAAUAAAAGCAAUGCUAGUGUCAGACCGUACAA